Messenger RNA from Saitoella complicata NRRL Y-17804, 747 nucleotides. RefSeq lists its product as uncharacterized. Gene Ontology annotation, biological process: endoplasmic reticulum tubular network organization; membrane organization. The annotation marks the transcript as partial. NCBI's taxonomy places the organism in Eukaryota, Fungi, Ascomycota, Saitoellomycetes, Saitoellales, Saitoellaceae. Gene Ontology annotation, cellular component: endoplasmic reticulum; membrane. The record is from RefSeq and is a predicted model, not a curated record. The transcript has a single exon.
UUCACCUGGUGGAUCGGCCACGUCCUCGUCCUCGUCUGCUCCAUCAGAUACUUCCUUUCUCUCCUCACCCUCUCCCUCUCCCCGCCAACCUCCUCCUCCCUCUCCUACCGCCUUGCCUUCAUCGGCGCAAUUACAACCUACGGCGUCGUCCUCUACAAAACCUACGUCAACAAAAUCCAAACACUCGACAUCAACUUCAUCGGCCGUCUCUUGCGGGAUGACAAUGCGCUCUAUUUCGGGGUCGCAGUAUAUUGGUUGUUGACGUCCAGAGUGUCGGUUGCGUUGGUUCCUUUCGCAACCUACAGUGUUUUCCACUUCUCGACGUAUCUGAGGAAUAACGUCAUCCCCGCCGUCUCUCCCUCCCUCUCCAAAUCCCCUCUCAGCACCAAGAUCACAGCUUUCGUCGACGCAAACUUCCCUCACGCAAUGCGCUUCGUCGCCGUCUUCGAGCUCGUCGCGAUCACGAUCCGUCUCGCCCUCCCUCUCGUCCUUUUCCGCGUCCGCGCGAUCUUCACGCUUUUGUUGUGGGUCAUGUUCUUAAGGUUCAGGGAGGCGAGCUCGACGCAGAUGAGGGAUGCGGUUGUCAGGAGUGGACAGUGGGUUGAUCACUUAUGUUUGCAGCCGGGAACCCCGGAUGUUAUCAGGAGGGUUGUGUGGCCCAGGGUUAAGGCUUUUGCGGCUGGAUUGCAGAUUCCGAGGGCUCCUGCUGCUGCUCAGGCCAACGCUUCUCCUAGAAAGACUCAGUGA